AAAUUAUUAAUUGGUUUUCUUUAAGGUGUUCUCGACUCAUGUGGCUAAUAUAAAUAAUCGUGUGUUUUGAAAACACCACCUGUUCUUGGGUCUGAAGUUAGGUGGUCUGGAAGCCACUCGGCACUGAUCACAGUCUGGUUUGCAGAAUCAUCCUCCACUUUCCUUUUUUUUGCUCUCCAGUUCCUCUCCCCACACACUCUCUCAUGUGUGACAGAAUUUGGCUUGUGCUCUCCUUUGUCCCUAAUCGGACACAAUUCCCUCGAGGCAGUCUUUUCUCCCAGGGUCCUUGCUGAAGGAGGGGAAAAAAAAAAAAUGGGAGUCUCUUUUCCCGACUAAAGUGUGAACUCUAGAGAGGGGUUGUUUGUCCCCCAGCAGUUUGGAUAUUUACGUGAAUGUGAACGCAGAUGACACUGUGCAGAAUGCCUUCUGCAUGGAGACAUGAUAGUUUUCAUCAGCCAGGCAUCCUGGUUCCUCCUGCCCCAGUGUGUGCUUAAUGCUAACACGAUUCCAUACAUACAGCUUUUUGCCUCGUGAGCUUAUUAUAUUUCUCACACUUGCAUGGUUCAUUAUUGUGCAGUCGGAAAGGACUCUCAGGGCUGUGGGGCCAGCCUGGGUGGGUGGCUUUCAGAAAGGGAAAAGCAGGUGCCUUUCUGUGCUGAGACAAUCGGGAGUAAAAUCAGACUGAGCGGGAGACUCUGACCCGGAGGACAGGGGACUUCCGGCGAGAUUUCUGUGGAGCUGGCUUUGCCUAUCAGAAUGGGAAAGGUGAACGUGGGAAGAUAUUAAGGUGUCCAGCAAUGGCUUUGACCCACUGAAGUGGCCCCAUUAAAUCUGACCUGGCCCUGGAAUCUCCCUGUGAAGGGCGUGACGUUUGCCUUAUCUGAGAUGAGGCGGCUUUUUAAGGCAAGUCUUGUAAAAAAGACUGUAAGCUUGAUUGCAAGCUGCAACUGCUUUUCUUCCUCUCUUUCCUUUCCUUCUCUCCCUUGAAAAAUCCUAUCCUUAAACUCUCAAUGGAGAGCUGGGGAUGUUUUUCUAAGUUUGUGCAGCUGAAAAACAGAAGUGCUCUGUAAAGCAGUUAAUAGGAUGGGUGUGUGUUUCAAAUAAAUUCCUGUCCACAUUGGCUAAUGUCCCCAUGCUAGAGUGGCCUGGCUGUGACGCGGAUGGGGCCCAGAGACCCAUGGCUCCGGUUCUGAGGCCCCAGGCUCCUUUUUGUGGCCGAGGGCGCGCCCUUUUCUUCUCGCCCGAUUCUAGGCCAGCCCCUGACUUUUGAUGAGAGAGGGGUCAGCGCCUGGGAAGGACCGGGCUUUGUUCCCGCCGGGCCGGUUCCCGGGGCAGCGCAGGCCUAGCCGCCCAGGACUCCCGUCCCCGGGCGCGCGGCCCGGCCUGCCCAGAAGCCCGUGCCCGGAGCGCGGCCGUGUGUCCCCGUGUUCCCGCGGGCGCGGGCGCCGCCAAGUACCCGGCCUGCGCCCGGCACGACUGUAGAUGUCAGGCUUUGCCCGGGGAGCCGAGCGGCGGCGGGGCUGUGAGUUUCAAAUUAACCUUCCGCUUUGUUGCUGUGUAAUGUGGAUCCCCGAAGGCCCCCCGCCCUGCCCGCCCCCCUUCCCCGGGCGGUGAGCCUGCAAACUGCGAGUUGAGCUUCAUUUACAUAAAGCGAUUCCGGGCGGGCGGGCCGGCGGGUGGCGAGCCGGCGGCGGGCAGGCCGGGGACCCGGACGCGAGCGCCGCGCCCCGUGGGUGAAUCCCCGCCGCGCGCCCGGGGACCCUCCCUCCCCGGGGAGGGGCGACCGCCAGCCCCCGGCCGCCACCAUGAGCCCCCCUCCCCAGCUUGCAGCCCCCCUGCACCUAGCGAGAGCCACCUCGGAGUCCCGGGGGCGGCGGGAGGUGGGGAGAAUGCCGCCUGGGGUGCUUAAGUUCGGGGCUCGGGUGCCGCUGGAAUUUCCCAUUGUCGCGCGCGGCGCGGCCCCCGGACCUGCGAGUGCCUCCUCCCUCCGGAGGUGUGCGGAGCCUUUGUGUGCCAGGUUUCAAGGGGAAACCCUAAAAAUCACGAGUUCCAGGAGGCCAGGCUGGAGCAGGAAGCCCGAGUGCUGGGGCAGAGACCUGCAUGUGAGAGGAAAGCAGACGCCUUCCAAGGUCCGAUCCGUACUGGGUGCAAUGAAAGCUCCACGCAGGCCUUACCAUGGAAGGCUGUGACUCGCCUGUCGUCUCGGGGAAGGACAAUGGGUGCGGUAUCCCUCAGCACCAGCAAUGGACUGAACUCAACAGCACCCACCUCCCCGACAAACCCAGUAGCAUGGAGCAGUCCGCAAGCGAGAACCACGGGCCCCUGGAGAGCCUGAGGGCCCCCUUCAAUGAACGCCUCGCGGAGAGCACCGCCCCGGCUGGCCCUGCUGCCGAGCCCGCCGGCAAGGAGGUCAGCUGCAACGAGUGCUCGGCCUCCUUCGCCAGCCUCCAGACCUACAUGGAGCACCACUGCCCCAGCGCGCGCCCCCCGCUCCCCCUGAGAGAGGAGAGCGGGAGCGACACCAGUGAGGAGGGGGAUGAGGAGAGUGAUGUGGAGAACCUGGCUGGGGAGAUCGUCUACCAGCCCGAUGGCUCAGCCUACAUCGUCGAGAGCCUGAGCCAGCUGACCCAAAGCGGUGGCGCCUGUGGCGGCGGCAGCGGGCCUCUCCCUUCGCUCUUCCUGAACUCUCUCCCCGGGCCGGGGGGCAAGCAAGGGGACCCUUCUUGUGCUGCACCAGUCUACCCACAGAUCAUCAACACUUUCCACAUAGCCUCAUCCUUCGGGAAAUGGUUUGAGGGCCCAGACCAGGCUUUCCCGAAUACCUCAGCCCUGACGGGGCUCAGCCCCGUCCUGCACAGCUUCCGCGUUUUUGACGUGCGACACAAAAGCAACAAGGAUUACCUGAACAGCGACGGCUCUGCCAAAAGCUCCUGCGUAUCCAAAGAUGUUCCCAACAAUGUGGACCUGUCCAAAUUCGAUGGCUUUGUGCUCUACGGCAAGAGGAAGCCCAUCCUGAUGUGUUUCUUGUGCAAACUGUCCUUCGGGUACGUCCGUUCGUUUGUGACCCACGCGGUGCACGACCAUCGAAUGACCCUGAGUGAAGACGAGCGGAAAAUUCUUAGCAAUAAGAACAUCUCCGCUAUCAUCCAAGGGAUUGGCAAAGACAAGGAACCCCUUGUAAGUUUUUUGGAACCAAAAAACAAAAACUUUCAACACCCUUUAGUUUCCACAGCUAACCUCAUAAGCCCCGGACACAGUUUUUAUGGGAAAUUUAGUGGCAUUCGAAUGGAAGGGGAGGAGGCUCUCCCAGCCGGCUCUGCUGCGGGCCCCGAGCAGCCCCAGGCUGGUAUCUUGACCCCCAGCACCCUCUUGAACCUUGGCGGGCUCACCAGCUCGGUCCUGAAGACCCCCAUUACCUCAGUCCCCCUGGGGCCUCUGGCCUCCAGUCCUACCAAAUCCUCAGAGGGCAAGGACUCUGGGGCAGCAGCAGGAGAGAAGCAAGAAGUGGGCGAUCCUGAUUGCUUCUCCGAGAAAGCAGAGCCAGCCGAGGAGGAGGCGGAGGAGGAAGAGGAGGAGGAAGAGGCGGAGGAGGAGGAGGAAGAGGAAGAGGAGGAAGAAGAGGAGGAGGAAGACGAGGGUUGCAAAGGACUCUUUCCAGGCGAGUUGGACGACGAACUGGAGGACAGGCCCCAUGAGGAGUCUGGGGCCGCGGCAGGUAGCAGCAGCAAAAAGGACCUUGCUCUCUCAAACCAAAGCAUUUCUAACUCCCCCUUAAUGCCUAAUGUGCUCCAGACCCUGUCGAGGGGCGCAGCUUCUACUAGUUCUAAUUCUGCUUCUUCCUUUGUUGUCUUUGAUGGUGCGAACAGGAGGAAUCGUUUAAGCUUUAACAGUGAGGGCGUCAGGGCCAAUGUGGCAGAGGGCGGCAGGAGGCUGGACUUUGCUGACGAAAGUGCCAAUAAAGACAAUGCCACAGCACCAGAACCAAAUGAAAGCACAGAGGGCGACGAUGGGGGCUUUGUCCCCCAUCACCAGCACGCUGGCUCCCUCUGCGAGCUUGGGGUUGGGGAAUGCCCCUCGGGGAGCGGCGUGGAGUGUCCCAAAUGCGACACGGUCCUGGGCUCCUCCCGCUCGCUGGGCGGCCACAUGACCAUGAUGCAUUCUCGUAACUCGUGUAAGACACUUAAGUGCCCCAAGUGCAACUGGCACUAUAAGUACCAGCAGACCCUGGAGGCACACAUGAAGGAGAAGCACCCGGAGCCGGGGGGCUCCUGUGUCUACUGCAAAAGUGGGCAGCCCCAUCCCCGGUUGGCGCGAGGCGAGAGCUACACUUGUGGUUACAAGCCCUUCCGCUGUGAGGUGUGUAACUACUCCACAACUACCAAAGGCAACCUCAGUAUUCAUAUGCAGUCCGACAAGCAUCUCAACAACAUGCAGAACCUGCAGAACGGAGGGGGGGAGCAGGUGUUCAGCCACUCCGCCGGGGCGGCGGCCGCGGCGGCCGCUGCUGCGGCCGCAGCGGCCAACAUUGGCAGCUCUUGCGGGGCCCCCUCGCCCACCAAACCAAAAACCAAGCCCACCUGGCGGUGCGAGGUGUGCGACUACGAGACCAACGUGGCCAGAAACCUGCGCAUCCACAUGACCAGCGAGAAGCACAUGCACAACAUGAUGCUCCUGCAGCAGAACAUGACCCAGAUCCAGCACAACCGCCACCUGGGCCUCGGCAGCCUGCCGUCGCCCGCCGAGGCCGAGCUCUACCAGUACUACCUGGCCCAGAACAUGAACCUGCCCAACCUGAAGAUGGACAGCACCGCCUCGGAUGCGCAGUUCAUGAUGAGCGGAUUCCAGCUGGACCCCGCCGGGCCCAUGGCCGCCAUGACGCCUGCUCUAGUUGGCGGUGAGAUCCCCCUAGACAUGCGCCUCGGGGGCGGGCAGCUGGUGUCCGAGGAGCUGAUGAACCUGGGCGAGAGCUUCAUCCAGACCAACGACCCGUCACUGAAGCUCUUCCAAUGUGCCGUCUGCAACAAGUUCACCACGGAUAACCUGGACAUGCUGGGGCUGCACAUGAACGUGGAGCGCAGCCUCCCGGAGGAUGAGUGGAAGGCCGUGAUGGGGGACUCAUACCAGUGCAAGCUCUGCCGCUACAACACCCAGCUCAAGGCCAACUUCCAGCUGCACUGCAAGACGGACAAGCACGUGCAGAAGUACCAACUGGUGGCCCACAUCAAGGAGGGCGGCAAAGCCAACGAGUGGCGGCUCAAGUGUGUGGCCAUCGGCAACCCCGUCCACCUCAAGUGCAAUGCGUGUGACUACUACACCAACAGCUUGGAGAAGCUGCGGCUGCACACUGUCAACUCCAGGCACGAGGCCAGCCUGAAGCUGUAUAAGCACCUGCAGCAGCACGAGAGCGGAGUGGAGGGCGAGAGCUGCUACUACCACUGCGUCCUGUGCAACUAUUCCACCAAGGCCAAGCUCAACCUCAUCCAGCACGUGCGCUCCAUGAAGCACCAGCGCAGCGAGAGCCUGCGGAAGCUGCAGCGGCUGCAGAAGGGUCUCCCGGAGGAGGACGAGGACCUGGGGCAGAUCUUCACCAUCCGCAGGUGCCCUUCCACCGAGCCAGAAGAAGCCGUGGAAGAUGUUGAAGGCCCCAGUGACGCAGCUGCUGACCCAGAGGAGCUCGCUAAAGACCAGGAGGGGGGAGUCGAGAAGGAUCAGAGCAAGUGGACAGCGUCGUCCAGCCAAGCAGAGAAGGAGCUGACAGAUUCUCCUGCAACCUCCAAACGCAUCUCCUUCACAGGUAGCUCGGAAUCUCCUCUGUCUUCAAAGCGACCUAAAACAUCAGAGGAGACCAAACCAGAGCAGAUGUACCAGUGCCCCUACUGCAAGUACAGCAACGCUGACGUCAACCGGCUCCGGGUGCACGCCAUGACGCAGCACUCCGUGCAGCCCAUGCUGCGCUGCCCCCUGUGCCAGGACAUGCUCAACAACAAGAUCCACCUCCAGCUGCACCUCACCCACCUCCACAGCGUGGCGCCUGACUGCGUGGAGAAGCUCAUUAUGACGGUGACCACCCCUGAGAUGGUGAUGCCCAGCAGUAUGUUCCUGCCAGCCGCUGUUCCAGACCGAGAUGGGAACUCCACUUUGGAGGAGGCAGGAAAGCAGCCUGAAACCUCAGAGGAUCUGGGAAAGAACAUCUUGCCCUCUGUAAGUGCAGAGCACAGUGGAGAUCUGAAGCCCUCUUCUGCUGACCCAGGCUCUGUGAGAGAAGAUUCCGGCUUCCUAUGCUGGAAGAAGGGGUGCAAUCAGGUUUUCAAAACUUCCGCCACUCUUCAGACGCACUUCAAUGAGGUUCAUGCCAAGAGGCCUCAGCUGCCUGUGUCAGAUCGCCAUGUGUACAAGUAUCGCUGUAAUCAGUGCAGCCUGGCUUUCAAGACCAUUGAAAAGCUGCAGCUCCAUUCUCAGUACCACGUGAUCAGAGCUGCCACAAUGUGCUGUCUUUGUCAGCGUAGUUUCCGAACUUUUCAGGCUCUGAAAAAACACCUUGAGACAAGCCACCUGGAGCUGAGUGAGGCUGACAUCCAACAGCUUUAUGGAGGCCUUCUGGCCAAUGGGGACCUCCUGGCUAUGGGAGACCCUACCCUGGCAGAGGACCACACCAUAAUUGUUGAGGAAGACAAGGAGGAAGAGAGUGACUUAGAAGACAAACAGAGCCCAACGGGCAGCGACUCUGGGUCAGUACAAGAAGAUUCAGGCUCAGAGCCAAAGAGAGCUCUACCUUUCAGAAAAGGCCCCAACUUCACCAUGGAAAAGUUUCUAGACCCUUCUCGCCCUUACAAGUGUACAGUCUGCAAGGAAUCUUUCACUCAAAAGAACAUCCUACUAGUGCACUACAAUUCUGUCUCCCACCUGCAUAAGUUAAAGAGAGCCCUUCAGGAAUCGGCAACUGGUCAGCCAGAACCCACCAGCAGCCCAGACAACAAACCUUUCAAGUGUAACACUUGUAACGUGGCCUAUAGCCAGAGUUCCACUUUGGAGAUCCACAUGCGGUCUGUGUUGCAUCAAACCAAGGCCCGAGCAGCCAAGCUGGAAGCUGCAAGUGGCGGUAGCAACGGGACGGGGAACAGCAGCAGUGUCUCCCUGAGCUCCUCCACCCCAAGUCCUGUGAGCACCAGUGGCAGCAACACCACCAAUCCCAGCAGCACUGGCAUCCCUCCGAGCUCCAAUUUACUGAGCCAAGUGACCACUGAAAGUGUAGGGAUGCCGCCCCUGGGGAAUCCCAUCAGUGCCAACAUCACUUCCCCUUCAGAGCCCAAGGAGGCCAAUCGGAAGAAGCUGGCGGAUAUGAUUGCAUCCAGGCAGCAGCAGCAGCAGCAGCAGCAACAGCAGCAGCAGCAGCAGCAGCAGCAGCAGCAACAGCAAGCACAGACACUGGCCCAGGCCCAGGCCCAAGUUCAAGCUCACUUGCAACAGGAGCUGCAGCAGCAGGCUGCCCUGAUCCAGUCCCAGCUGUUUAACCCCACCCUGCUUCCUCACUUCCCCAUGACCACAGAGACCCUGCUGCAACUGCAGCAGCAGCAGCAUCUCCUCUUCCCCUUCUACAUCCCCAGCGCCGAGUUCCAGCUCAACCCCGAGGUGAGCUUGCCAGUGACCAGCGGGGCACUGACACUGACGGGGACAGGCCCGGGCCUGCUAGACGAUCUGAAGGCUCAGGUUCAGAUCCCACCACAGAGCCACCAGCAGAUCCUGCAGCAGCAACAGCAAAGCCAGCUCUCUCUGUCCCAGACUCACUCUGCCCUGCUACAGCCCAGCCAGCACUCCGAAAAGAAAAACAAACCGAUCAGCAAAGAAAAGGAAAAAGAAAGCCAGAGAGAGAGGGACAGUGCCGAGGUGGGAGAGGGCAACCCAGGACCCAAGGAAUCGCUGCCAGAUGCCUUGAAGGCUAAAGAGAAGAAAGAGUUGGCACCAGCAGCUAGUUCUGAGCCUUCCAUGCUCCCUCCACGCAUUGCCUCAGAUGCAAGAGGCAACGCCACCAAGGCCCUGCUGGAGAACUUUGGCUUUGAGCUGGUCAUUCAGUACAAUGAGAACAAGCAGAAGGUGCAGAAGAAGAAUGGGAAGACGGAGCAGGGAGAGAAUCUGGAAAAGCUUGAGUGUGACUCCUGUGGCAAGAUGUUUUCUAACAUCUUGAUUUUGAAGAGUCAUCAAGAACAUGUUCAUCAAAACUAUUUUCCCUUUAAACAGCUAGAGAGAUUUGCUAAACAGUACCGAGAGCACUACGACAAACUGUACCCCCUGAGGCCCCAGACCCCAGAGCCGCCGCCGCCACCUCCCCCCCCACCUCCUCCACCCCCUCUUCCUGCAGCACCACCUCAGCCCGCUUCCACACCAGCCAUCCCCGCGCCCGCCCCGCCCAUCACCUCGCCCACGAUUGCGCCCACCCAGCCCUCCGUUCCGCUCACCCAACUCUCCAUGCCCAUGGAGCUGCCCAUCUUCUCACCACUGAUGAUGCAGACGAUGCCGCUGCAGACCUUGCCGGCUCAGCUGCCCCCUCAGCUCGGACCUGUGGAGCCUCUGCCUGCGGACCUGGCCCAGCUGUACCAGCAUCAGCUCAACCCCAGCCUGCUCCAGCAGCAGAACAAGAGGCCUCGCACCAGGAUCACCGAUGACCAGCUCCGGGUCCUGCGGCAAUAUUUUGACAUUAACAACUCCCCCAGUGAAGAGCAGAUCAAAGAAAUGGCAGACAAGUCUGGGUUGCCCCAGAAAGUGAUCAAGCACUGGUUCAGAAACACCCUCUUCAAAGAGCGGCAGCGGAACAAGGAUUCCCCUUACAACUUCAGCAAUCCUCCUAUCACCAGCCUGGAGGAGCUCAAGCUCGACUCCCGGCCCCCUUCGCCGGAACCUCAGAAGCAGGAGUACUGGGGAAGCAAGAGGUCUUCGAGAACAAGGUUUACUGACUACCAACUGAGGGUCCUACAGGACUUCUUUGAUGCCAAUGCUUAUCCAAAGGAUGAUGAAUUUGAGCAACUCUCUAAUUUACUCAACCUUCCAACCCGAGUCAUCGUGGUGUGGUUUCAGAAUGCCCGACAGAAGGCCAGGAAGAAUUAUGAGAAUCAGGGGGAGGGUAAAGACGGAGAGCGGCGUGAGCUUACAAAUGAUAGGUAUAUUCGAACAAGCAACCUGAACUACCAGUGCAAAAAAUGUAGCCUGGUGUUUCAGCGCAUCUUUGAUCUCAUCAAGCAUCAGAAGAAGCUGUGUUACAAGGAUGAGGAUGAGGAGGGGCAGGAUGACAGCCAGAAUGAGGAUUCCAUGGAUGCCAUGGAAAUCCUGACACCCACCAGCUCCUCCUGCAGCACCCCGAUGCCCGCACAGGCCUACAGCGCCCCGGCACCGUCAGCCAACACAGCUUCCUCCGCCUUCCUACAGCUCACAGCAGAGGCCGACGAACUGGCCACUUUCAGUUCAAAAACAGAGGCAAGCGAUGAGAAACCAAAGCAGGCUGAAGCUCCCAGUGCACAGCCAAACCCAACCCAAGAGAAGCAAGGACAACCAAAGGCAGAGCUGCAGCAAGACCAGCCUGAGCAGAAGACAAACGCGGCCCAGCAAAAGCUGCCCCAGCUCACUUCCCCCACUUCGUUACCACAGCCUCCUCCACAAGCACCCCCGCCUCAGUGCCCCUUACCCCAGUCGAGCCCCAGUCCUUCCCAGCUCUCCCACCUGCCCCUCAAGCCCCUCCACACGUCGACUCCUCAGCAGUUGGCAAACCUACCUCCUCAGCUAAUCCCCUACCAGUGUGAUCAGUGUAAGUUGGCAUUUCCGUCGUUCGAGCACUGGCAGGAGCAUCAGCAGCUUCAUUUCCUGAGUGCGCAGAAUCAGUUCAUCCACCCCCAGUUUUUGGACAGGUCACUGGAUAUGCCUUUCAUGCUGUUUGACCCUAGUAACCCACUCCUGGCGAGCCAGCUGCUCUCUGGGGCUAUACCUCAGAUUCCAGCCAGCUCGGCCACGUCUCCUUCGACUCCAACCUCCACAAUGAACACUCUGAAGAGGAAGCUGGAGGAAAAGGCCAGUGCGAGCCCUGGAGAAAACGACAGUGGCACGGGAGGAGAAGAGCCUCAGAGAGACAAGCGUUUGAGGACAACCAUUACACCGGAACAGCUAGAGAUCCUGUACCAAAAGUAUCUCUUAGACUCCAAUCCAACUCGAAAGAUGUUGGAUCACAUCGCGCACGAGGUGGGCUUGAAGAAACGUGUGGUACAGGUCUGGUUCCAGAAUACCCGAGCCCGGGAACGGAAAGGACAGUUCCGUGCGGUGGGCCCAGCGCAGGCCCACCGAAGAUGCCCUUUCUGCAGAGCACUCUUCAAAGCCAAGACUGCCCUCGAGGCUCAUAUCCGGUCCCGUCAUUGGCAUGAAGCCAAGAGAGCAGGCUACAACCUAACUCUGUCUGCAAUGCUCUUAGACUGCGAUGGGGGACUGCAGAUGAAAGGGGACAUUUUUGACGGAGCCAGCUUUUCCCACCUACCCCCAAGCAGUAGUGAUGGCCAAGGUGUCCCCCUCUCACCUGUGAGUAAAACCAUGGAGUUGUCUCCCCGAACUCUUCUUAGCCCUUCUUCCAUCAAGGUGGAAGGGAUUGAAGACUUUGAAAGCCCCUCCAUGUCCUCCGUUAAUCUGAACUUUGACCAAACUAAGCUGGACAAUGAUGACUGUUCCUCUGUCAACACAGCAAUCACGGAUACCACUACUGGAGAUGAGGGCAAUGCAGAUAAUGACAGCGCGACGGGAAUAGCAACUGAAACCAAAUCCUCUUCUGCACCCAGUGAGGGGUUGACCAAAGCAGCCAUGAUGGCAAUGUCUGAGUAUGAAGAUCGGUUGUCAUCUGGUCUGGUCAGCCCAGCCCCAAGCUUUUACAGCAAGGAAUAUGACAAUGAAGGUACAGUGGACUACAGUGAAACCUCGAGCCUUGCAGACCCCUGCUCCCCGAGUCCUGGUGCAAGUGGGUCAGCAGGCAAAUCUGGAGACAGUGGGGAUCGGCCAGGGCAGAAACGUUUUCGCACUCAAAUGACCAAUCUGCAGCUGAAAGUCCUCAAGUCGUGCUUUAAUGACUACAGGACGCCCACCAUGCUAGAGUGUGAGGUCCUGGGCAAUGAUAUUGGACUGCCAAAGAGAGUUGUUCAGGUCUGGUUCCAGAAUGCCCGGGCAAAGGAAAAGAAGUCCAAGUUAAGCAUGGCCAAGCAUUUUGGUAUAAACCAAACAAGUUACGAGGGACCGAAAACAGAGUGCACUUUGUGUGGCAUCAAGUACAGCGCUCGGCUGUCUGUACGUGACCAUAUCUUUUCCCAGCAGCAUAUCUCCAAAGUUAAGGACACCAUUGGAAGCCAGUUGGACAAGGAGAAAGAAUACUUUGACCCCGCCACUGUACGUCAGUUGAUGGCUCAACAAGAGUUGGACCGGAUUAAAAAGGCCAAUGAGGUCCUCGGACUGGCAGCUCAGCAGCAAGGGAUGUUUGACAAUGCCCCUCUUCAGGCUCUUAACCUUCCUACAGCAUAUCCGGCGCUCCAGGGCAUUCCUCCUGUGUUGCUCCCCGGCCUCAACAGCCCUUCCUUGCCGGGCUUCACUCCAUCCAACACAGCUUUAACAUCUCCUAAACCGAACUUGAUGGGUCUGCCCAGCACAACCGUUCCUUCCCCUGGCCUCCCCACAUCUGGAUUACCAAAUAAACCGUCCUCAGCAUCGCUGAGCUCCCCGACCCCAGCACAAGCCACCAUGGCGAUGGCCCCUCAGCAACCCCCCCAACCCCAGCAGCAGCAGCCACAGGUGCAGCCGCCGCCGCCCACAACUCAGCCACCCCCGACGCCGCAGCUCCCGCCACAACAGCAGCAACAGCAACGCAAGGACAAAGACAGCGAGAAGGUAAAGGAGAAGGAAAAGGCACACAAAGGGAAAGGGGAGCCCCUCCCUGUCCCCAAGAAGGAGAAAGGAGAGGCCCCCGCAGCGGCCACAGCCACGAUCUCGGCCCCGCUGCCCGCCAUGGAGUACGCAGUGGACCCUGCGCAGCUGCAGGCCCUGCAGGCAGCCCUGACUUCAGACCCCACAGCGUUGCUCACGAGCCAGUUCCUUCCUUACUUUGUACCAGGCUUCUCUCCUUAUUAUGCCCCCCAGAUCCCUGGCGCCCUGCAGAGCGGGUACCUGCAGCCUAUGUAUGGCAUGGAAGGCCUGUUCCCCUACAGCCCUGCGCUGUCGCAGGCCCUGAUGGGGCUGUCCCCGGGCUCCCUACUGCAGCAGUACCAGCAAUACCAGCAGAGUCUGCAGGAGGCGAUCCAGCAGCAGCAGCAGCAGCGGCAACUACAGCAGCAGCAACAAAAAGUGCAGCAGCAGCCCAAAGUAAGCCAAACCCCAGUCCCCCCGGGGGCUGCUUCCCCAGACAAAGACCCUGCCAAAGAAUCCCCCAAACCAGAAGAGCAGAAAAACGCACCCCGUGAGGUGUCCCCCCUCCUGCCGAAACCCCCCGAAGAGCCAGAAGCGGAAAGCAAAAGUGCGGACUCCCUCUACGACCCCUUCAUUGUUCCAAAGGUGCAGUACAAGUUGGUCUGCCGCAAGUGCCAGGCGGGCUUCGGUGACGAGGAGGCGGCGAGGAGCCACCUGAAGUCCCUCUGCUUCUUCGGCCAGUCUGUGGUGAACCUGCAAGAGAUGGUGCUUCACGUCCCCACGGGCGGCGGCAGUGGCGGCGGCGGCGGCGGCGGCGGCGGCGGCGGUAGUGGCGGCGGCUCGUACCACUGCCUGGCGUGCGAGAGCGCGCUCUGUGGGGAGGAAGCUCUGAGUCAACAUCUCGAGUCGGCCUUGCACAAACACAGAACAAUCACGAGAGCAGCAAGAAACGCCAAAGAGCACCCUAGUUUAUUACCUCACUCUGCCUGCUUCCCCGAUCCUAGCACCGCAUCUACCUCGCAGUCUGCCGCUCACUCAAACGACAGCCCCCCUCCCCCGUCGGCCGCCGCCCCCUCCUCGUCCUCCGCUUCCCCCCACGCCUCCAGGAAGUCGUGGCCGCCAGUGGUCUCCCGGGCUUCGGCCGCGAAGCCCCCUUCUUUUCCUCCUCUCUCCUCAUCUUCAACGGUUACCUCAAGUUCAUGCAGCACCUCAGGGGUUCAGCCCUCGAUGCCAACAGACGACUAUUCGGAGGAGUCUGACACGGAUCUCAGCCAAAAGUCCGACGGACCGGCGAGCCCGGUGGAGGGUCCCAAAGACCCCAGCUGCCCCAAGGACAGUGGUCUGACCAGUGUAGGAACGGACACCUUCAGAUUGUAAGCUUUGAAGAUGAACAAUACAAACAAAUGAAUUUAAAUAAAAAGAUUAAUAACAAACCAAUUUCAAAAAUAGACUAACUGCAAUUCCAAAGCUUCUAACCAAAAAAAAAAAAAAAAAAAAAAAAAAAAAAGAAUCAAAAAAGAAAAAAAAAGGAAAAAAAAAAGAAAAAGCGUGGGUUGUUUUCCCAUAUACCUAUCUAUGCCGGUGAUUUUACAUUCUCUUUUCUUUUUUUCUUUUAAUAUUAAAAAAGAAAAAAAAAAACCUUAACCCUGUUACAUUGUGUCCUUUUGAAGGUACUAUUGGUCUGGGAAACAGAAGUCCGCAGGGCCUCCCUAAUGUCUUUGGAGCUUAAACCCCUUGUAUAUUUGCCCCUUUUCAAUAAACACCCACGUUGAUAGCACAGAGGAGCCCGGCAUGCACUGUAUGGGAAAGCAGUCCACCUUGUUACAGUUUUAAAUUUCUUGCUAUCUUAGCAUUCAGAUACCAAUGGCUUGCUAAAAGAAAAAAAAGAAAUGUAAUGUCUUUUUAUUCUCAGGUCAAUCGCUCACACUUUGUUCUGUUUUCAGAAUCAUUGUUUUAUAAUAUAUUUUCAGUUUUUUUUGUUUUUGUUUGUUUGUUUUUGGGGGGUUUUUUUGUUCCAGAAAAGAUUUUUUGUUUCAUUAAUUUAAAAAACGGGCAGAAAGUAUUCGAGAAAAACAAUGUGAACUGCUUUAGCUUUCUGGGGAUUUAAGGGAUAGCUUUUCUGCUGAAGCCAAUUUCAAGGGGAAAAGUUAAGCACUCCCACUUUCAGAAAAAAAAGAAA
Molecule: messenger RNA, 14092 nt
Organism: Mustela lutreola (European mink)
Lineage: Eukaryota; Metazoa; Chordata; Mammalia; Carnivora; Mustelidae
Gene: ZFHX3
Product: zinc finger homeobox 3
Exons: 11
Coding region: 2176-13290 (3704 amino acids)
Biological process (GO): regulation of neuron differentiation; regulation of transcription by RNA polymerase II; brain development
Cellular component (GO): nucleus
Molecular function (GO): RNA polymerase II cis-regulatory region sequence-specific DNA binding; zinc ion binding; DNA-binding transcription factor activity, RNA polymerase II-specific
Source: RefSeq, a predicted model, not a curated record